Xyrauchen texanus (razorback sucker) is the source of this 1601-nucleotide messenger RNA. RefSeq lists its product as uncharacterized. Bases 163 to 1014 code for a protein of 283 amino acids. The transcript is spliced from 7 exons. NCBI's taxonomy places the organism in Eukaryota, Metazoa, Chordata, Actinopteri, Cypriniformes, Catostomidae. The record is from RefSeq and is a predicted model, not a curated record.
UCUCACGGUAAAACUUGGGUAUUUUAAGGGGUAGUUAUUAGAUAUAGUCUCUAAAACAUUGCCAGUAUCUAUGCAAUCAGAACAUUUCCAUACACAUUGAUUAAAUUAAUACAUAGCCUACACCAAAAAAACAUACCAGUUUAGAUUUGCCAUGAUUGUCUCAUGUUUGGGUAUGUUUACUGCCUCUCCACAGCUGUGCAGGUUAACCUGAAGCCCAAGAUGGUCAGCGUGGGCACACAGACAUCAUUCGGCACACAAACCUCCACUCCCCUUGCUAGUCCUGAACAGACAGAUGAAGAUGAUGAUAAUGCCUCUGUAAUCAGUGACUUAUCGUGGUUGCCCGAAGAGCCGAUGCAUGAGGAAGACUUGUUUGAUGAGGAGCCACCUUACACGUGUGACCCCCAUCACAAUGGCAUUGACAAAUUCAUUGUUUGCCAAGAGGAGCUGAUGGGCCUUUUUGUCAUCUGUCCGGCCUGUUGUGAGAGGUCAGAUAGUAGCAUUGUGCAGCAGGAAGGAACUUUUCUUAAGAUCAAGCAGGUCUGUGCAUCAUGUGGCUACCACCGUAUCUGGCAAAACCAGCCAAUGCUCCACAGGAACAUGCCGACCUGCAACCUCCUGUUAAGCAGGGCCAUUCAUUUCACUGGAUGUUUGGCCACCCAGACAUUAAGAAUGUUGACUCUGUUUGGCCUGCAGUGCAUCAGUGCGAGCAGUUACUUUCGCCAUCAGCGCCGCUACACCAUCCCUGUAAUCGUUCAGGCCUGGCAAAACGAUCAAGCGAAGAAUUUUUGUGACCUUUGGGCAAUGGAUGGCGGGCUAGUUCUUGCUGGUGACUGCAGGUCAGAUUCUCCUGGGCACUGCGCGAAGUAUGGAUCCUACUCUCUGAUCGAGGACAGAGUGAACAAGGUGGUGGAUGUUCAGCUUGUUCAGAGCUCAGAGGUCCCCAACAGCUCAUGGUGUGAGCUUGAAGGGCUCAAGCGCAGUGUUGGCCUGCUGAGGGAAAGGACCUGCAUUUAGCAACGCUGAUCACGGACCGUCAUCGCCAGGUUGCCAAAUGGGUGAGAGAGGAGCUGAGCCCUGAAGGGACACGGCAUUAUUUUGAUGUGUGGCACAUUGCCAAAAGUCUGGGGAAGGCAUUGGAUGCAGCUUCAAAAGAGUGUGACCAACUACAGCUGUGGAGGCCUGCUAUAGUGAAUCACCUCUAUUGGACUGCAGCCUCAACCCCAGACGGCAACCCAGCAGUCAUGGAGGCUAAAUGGAAAAGUUUAGUCAACCACAUCCAGGACAUCCAUGACCAUGACACCCCUGCUUUCUCCAGUUGUGCCCAUGGCCCUCUAGAUGGGGAUCAGCGCAACAAAGAGUGGCUGGACCCAGGUACAGUACACACAGCAUGUGGUAUUAUGUACGCUCUACAGUUUUGUUGUAUUUGCUGUCUGAGUGCUUUGACAUGUGACCUAUGAUGAUUAAAUUAUUUUUUCAUUCCCUGGCAAUCUCAUAACAUUCUGUUUACUGUUUAUGUUUGCUAUAAUUCAUAUGCAGGACCAUUUCAUGUGUUUCCAUUAAAAAAGAAUUUUUGUCUGAAUCUAUCUUGUCUAUUUAUACGU